Messenger RNA from Anopheles marshallii, 672 nucleotides. RefSeq lists its product as uncharacterized. The record is from RefSeq and is a predicted model, not a curated record. The transcript has 4 exons. Bases 1 to 672 code for a protein of 223 amino acids. NCBI's taxonomy places the organism in Eukaryota, Metazoa, Arthropoda, Insecta, Diptera, Culicidae.
AUGGGUGCCGAGAACGGUGUGUUCAAGGCUUUGCGGGCAGUAAAAGAGGAAUUCACCGUCUUCUUUGCGCUCGUCCUGGCCGUCGCCACCGUCGCCGGACAACGAUUCGGGUUCCCGCACACGGCCCAGUUCGGGCUUGCCUCGCUGACCGGUGACUUUGGUGGACCGACCGCAUUCGGUGGACAGGAUUUGUCAGGUACUUUGAACGCUGGUAUCAGGGACCCAAGACAGAACCGAGGACCCGUUGUAUUCCCACCGGCACCCGCUGAUGCUCCAGUUGAGUCGAGUGGAGUGAUUGUCGGUGCUUCCGGAUACGGUUUCGUGCCACCGAAUACGCCCCAGAAAUUCAGGAAAAAGGCCCCACCGUUCCGAUAUCCGCUAGCACCCUGGAAGCUGCCGGUUCCCUCAUCCGGAACGACCGGUACACCUCAGCGACCGAAGAAGCCGGGCAUCGUGAAGCUAACGCCGACCGUGCCGAUCGUCGGUUACAAGAAGCCGACACCAGCCAAAUGGUUCCGGUUCUAUAAGGGGCCGGGUACACCGGCCGUCCGGAAACCACCACCCCUUGCGCCGCCCGGCCCCCAAGGGUACGGUGGGGCAAAUGUGUUCGUCAGCCGUCCCAAAGCGAUCGCCCCCGUGAGUACCAGUGUGAGCUACGCGACGAGACAUUAG